This is a messenger RNA of Drosophila gunungcola (fruit fly), 1629 nucleotides long. RefSeq names its product retinol dehydrogenase 13-like. The transcript has 5 exons. Lineage: Eukaryota; Metazoa; Arthropoda; Insecta; Diptera; Drosophilidae. The coding region runs from base 132 to 1145 and encodes 337 amino acids. The record is from RefSeq and is a predicted model, not a curated record.
AACAAACAUUUGUAUCGAAGUAGUCGUGUUGUUCAGUAGUAUAUCAACUGCUGCUCUUACUGUUUUGCUCACAUUCUACGAAGAACUUCCAGCUGACAACACCCUUAAACAUAAAAUUAAGUUUAUUCAAAAUGUGCAUUUUCACCGAUUGUUUAUUGAGCCCCUUAAUACUGUGGCCAGCUAUCAUCGGCGUGACUAUCUACCUGUUGAAGGAAUACAUGCAGGGCGGCCAGUUCACAAAGGACACAGAUGAAAGCGGAAAGGUGUUCAUUGUCACGGGAGCCAACACGGGAAUCGGCAAGGAGACGGCUCUGGAGUUCGCCAGACGAGGGGGCACCGUGUACAUGGCUUGCAGGGAUAUGAACAGAUGCGAUAGGGCCCGUAAGGAAAUCAUCAAGGAGACGAACAAUCAGAAUGUAUUCUCCCGAGAACUUGAUUUGAGUUCCCUGGAGUCCGUUCGUCAAUUCGUGGCUGGCUUCAAGAAAGAGCAGGAUAAGCUCCAUGUCCUGGUCAACAAUGCUGGCGUGAUGCGCGGCCCCAAGAUGUUAACCAAGGACGGUGUCGAAAUGCAGCUGGGUGUGAACCACAUCGGCCACUUCUUGCUGACCAACUUGUUGCUCGAUGUGCUAAAGAAAUCGGCUCCAAGUCGCGUUGUCGUCCUGUCAAGCAUCGCCCAUACGAUAGGUGCCAUCAACGUGGCCGACCUGAACAGCGAGAAGUCCUACGACGAGGGCAAGGCCUACAACCAAAGCAAGUUGGCCAACUUGCUGUUUACCCGGGAAUUGGCCAAGCGCUUGGAGGGCAGUGGCGUCACGGUCAACGCCCUGCAUCCUGGUCUUGUGGACACGGGGUUGGCGCGGAACUGGGCCUUCUUCCAGACCAUCUUCGGGAAAUAUCUCAUCCAGCCAUUGUUUUGGCCGUUCCUGAAGACACCUAAAAGUGGAGCACAGACCUCCAUCUAUGCUGCCCUGAAUCCGGAUCUGCAGAAGGUCACUGGCUUGUACUUUAGCGACUGCAAGCCCAAGAACGCAGCUCCUGCAGCCUUGGAUGAUGCGAUGGGGAAGUUCCUGUGGACUGAGAGUGAGAAAUUCACGGGCUUGGAUAAACCAACAGUACCAGCCAAAAAGGAAGCCGAUAAAGCUUAACCGAAAGUUAAAAAGUAGCAAUCCGAGGAUGUGACUACUGAAUUCGAAGGAAAUGUCAAUAAGCCAAAGCGAAAACUCAGCCAACCGAGAACGGGACUCCUGAGCAAGUCCGAGCAAUGUACUGUCGAUUGUAAAUGUAAAGAAGGUUGAGCCGGGUUAGAACAAGCUGUUUAUUAUUAAAUUGUAAUACUUGUAACGAGUAGGUGCCUGGGCUGUUACUAUAUGAUGAUAAGGUCCAGCUGUUCCUUGUCGGCUAUUUGGGGUGGUGGUCUUGUCCUUUAUCAUGAGCCAGUUAAAUUCUAAAAUUUUAUUAAAUUUUGCGUGUAGUGACAAGUGGUAUAGGAUAGGCAAAAUUAUAUGAACACGAAGAGGGAUAGCUAUUUCACUAGCGGAAUUCCUAGUUUUCCUAAGGUGUUUAAAAGGAACUACAUCUGCCAUCCCUGCCUUGGCCAUUCUUUACCGAAAACCUCCCACAAUAUCACUG